Messenger RNA from Laccaria bicolor S238N-H82, 369 nucleotides. RefSeq lists its product as uncharacterized. The coding region runs from base 1 to 369 and encodes 122 amino acids. The transcript is spliced from 3 exons. The record is from RefSeq and is a predicted model, not a curated record. NCBI's taxonomy places the organism in Eukaryota, Fungi, Basidiomycota, Agaricomycetes, Agaricales, Hydnangiaceae.
AUGGCCAGCACACGGAGGGAAGCAGACCGCGGUGCCACGUCGUUGACAGCGACGUGGCAACCAAACGACGAAUGCCUACCAACUUUCGUCGUUCGCUUUUGUGUAACCUCAUGCUCACGAGGUCCCAGCACCAUGGUCGGCCGACGGCGAGUGCCCACUUUCGCCGCAGGAUUGACGAAUGGCGACGGCUGCCCACAGCCACGAUCUGCCCACCACGACCAUUGGCGAUUGGCCAUGGGACCCACCACCACCAUCAAGAAAUGGCGACGACCGCCCACAGAUGUCCAUGGGUGCCCAGCACCACCAUUGACGAAAUCACGAUUUGCCCACCACGGCCUUCGACGACGCUUGGCCCACCACGAUGAUUGA